Messenger RNA from Cooperia oncophora, 585 nucleotides. Lineage: Eukaryota; Metazoa; Nematoda; Chromadorea; Rhabditida; Trichostrongylidae. The record is from the annotation of a GenBank genome assembly.
AUGAAAGUAUCGCCGUAUUGUGAACUAUACGCCAAUCAGCUCCUGAAAGAUGUUGAAUAUGUUGCUCUCCAUGGAUUCGACGCCCUCAUUAUGCAGAGAAGUAAAGCAAAUCUAGCAUGUGAUACUGUUAUGAAUAAGCAAUCGAGGACGCUUAUUGAUGCCAAGCGUAACGUUGAUGUAUCACCUGGCCAGGACCAGCCACCUUUGAGUUCCCUACGAGUGAAAUCUCCUCCGAAAUCUAUACCAAAGUCAGCCGAUGAAAAUGGUAGAGAGUCGUCAACAAAAUUACCAAAGUUUACGAAGAGUCCAGGGAACCUCGAGUGGAAACCGGCCGAUGACUGGACCAGAAUAGAAGUGGACACGGGGGGUCCAACAAUUUCAAGUGCUACACAGCUCCUGGGUGAAGCGUUGCGAACCACACCAUCUGAAGUGCGGUGCACAAUUUGCAAAACAACGACACCGUCUGAAUACAGUAAGAACAAUUCUCAAAGUUAUUUCAGCUGCACGAGUCCCAUUCGAGUUUCCUCUUUCUUCAAGAGUUUUGCCUCAGUGUUUUCUAUUUUUUUAUACUUGGCGUCAGGUUAA